AUGUUUCUAUCGCCGUCACAAGUUCUUUAUACUCACCAAUAUGAUCCGGAAAUUCGAAAGUCAACAGAGCAGACGUUUUCGGAAUUAACGAAGAGUUCUAUACAGGGAUCGGUGUUUCCAAAACUUCAGGUUGUCAAAAAGGACGGUUUCUAUUUUACUUUGAACGAUGCAAAACUUCAGGUGUAUAGGCACUUGGAGAAGCUUGGUAAAUGUGGAAGUGUCGAGGUGGAAAAGGUGGCGCUUAAAGAAGUACCGGAAGGUAUCAGACAGCUCAUGAAAGCCCCCGAAAAAGUCAAACGGCGUAGAAGUGAGAUGUCAAGAACGAAACAUGGCGGAAAGUAUACCAGUGUUUCCUCAUCUUCCACGAUAGAUAUUCCCGAUGAAAACUCACUUGUGCUGGCCUCGUGUGAUGAUGACGAAACUUCUGGUGAAGAGAGUUCUGAUAUAGAAGAUACAGAUUCUGACUCUUCAGAUUGGAGUGAUGAAGAUGUCUCGGACACAGACAUACAGACAGACGAAGAUGAAAGGUCAAGGUUGCAAAAACAGGAUUACUCCGCGGCGAACAUCGACGAAAACGAAAGUUUCAUUUGA
Mya arenaria is the source of this 591-nucleotide messenger RNA. RefSeq lists its product as uncharacterized. The transcript has 3 exons. The coding region runs from base 1 to 591 and encodes 196 amino acids. The record is from RefSeq and is a predicted model, not a curated record. Lineage: Eukaryota; Metazoa; Mollusca; Bivalvia; Myida; Myidae.